This is a messenger RNA of Fragaria vesca subsp. vesca, 1089 nucleotides long. Its product is annotated as S-adenosylmethionine decarboxylase proenzyme 3-like. NCBI's taxonomy places the organism in Eukaryota, Viridiplantae, Streptophyta, Magnoliopsida, Rosales, Rosaceae. The coding region runs from base 14 to 1042 and encodes 342 amino acids. Gene Ontology annotation, molecular function: adenosylmethionine decarboxylase activity. Gene Ontology annotation, biological process: spermidine biosynthetic process; spermine biosynthetic process. The record is from RefSeq and is a predicted model, not a curated record. Gene Ontology annotation, cellular component: cytosol. The transcript has a single exon.
AAGUUUCACUUCCAUGGCUCUCUCUGGCUUUGAAGGUUUUGAAAAGCGUCUCGAGCUCCACUUCUUCGGGGACGACCCUAAAAAUGUAGGGCUCGGCCUCAGACUCCUCGACUUCGAGAUCCUAGACGAGCAAAUCCUUCAGGCUGUGCAGUGCACCGUGGUCUCCGCCGUAGCCAAUCACUACUUCGACGCCUACGUGUUGUCGGAGUCAAGUCUCUUUGUUUACCCUACCAAGAUCAUCAUCAAGACAUGUGGCACCACCGAGCUUCUCAAGUCAGUGGCGCCGCUGCUCCGCCACGCGUCGCUUCUCGGCCUCACUCUCACCUCCUGUCGCUACAGUCGCGGCAACUUUAUCUUCCCCGCCGCACAGCCUUUUCCCCACGACACCUUCCAAAACGAGGUCGUUUACUUGGAAGACUCCCUCCCUGACUCCCUCUGCUACCGCAAGGCCUCCGUCAUGCCCUCCAAGACACCUUCACACUCGUGGCAUGUGUUUUCUGCUUCAACUGAAGCGACGUCGUAUCCGCUCAACGGCGACGUAAUGUACACCAUUGAGAUAUGCAUGACGGAGCUGGACCGUGACCUGGCGCGGAGCUUUUUUCAACAUCCGGGGGAUGGAAAGAACGGUGACACCGCCGGAAAAGAGAUGACGGAGAUAACCGGAAUCGGAGAAAUCAUUCCCGGUGCUUUGAUCUGCGACUUUGCUUUCGACCCUUGUGGAUACUCCAUGAAUGGUAUCGACGGCGAUCGGCACUCCACCAUUCAUGUCACUCCUGAAGACGGGUUUAGUUACGCGAGCUAUGAGUGCGUGGGGUCGGUGUACGACUGCGACGACGUCGUUCGGGUGCUGAAGAGGGUGUUCAAGGUGUUCCGGCCGGCGACCAUGUCGGUAUCCACCACGUGCGUGAGCCACGAUGUGUGGACGCUGGUGGCCGGGGCUCUGGAGCCGCUAGGAAUGAAGUGCCGGAGUUGCGCCGUGGAUGAGUUCCCGGCUGCGGGGAAUGUGGUGUACCAGACGUUCACGGCUCGCCGGAAUAAGUAGGAAUGAUCGAGUUUCUUUGUUGUUAGAAUUAGCUGAAAAAAAAACUU